Messenger RNA from Bombyx mandarina (wild silkworm), 1341 nucleotides. RefSeq names its product Fatty acid 2-hydroxylase (gene Fa2h). The record is from RefSeq and is a predicted model, not a curated record. Gene Ontology annotation, molecular function: iron ion binding; heme binding; fatty acid 2-hydroxylase activity. Gene Ontology annotation, biological process: fatty acid metabolic process; lipid biosynthetic process. Lineage: Eukaryota; Metazoa; Arthropoda; Insecta; Lepidoptera; Bombycidae. Gene Ontology annotation, cellular component: endoplasmic reticulum; membrane.
AGCUUGUGUUAUUAUUGCGAACGCUUUCAAUUUGUGAUGUGGUAGGUAUCCGCCGAGCAGCAUUCUCGUCGCUGUGCCUACUCACUUCUAUCAAUUAGGCGUUCUAAUUUCUUUCACAUUAACUCAGAGUGCUAAACUAAUUGUCAAGGUAGCGGGCUGCGUCCGUGAAACGUAGUGUACAAGCCAAUAGUAAACGAAACAUCUGUGGUAUGACACGAACGUUUGCUGAUAACGUUUUUUUUCAGUCAUACCGCAUGUCGAUGCGGAGUUGGUCGUCGCUCCUGCCCGCAUCAUGGCCCGCGAAAUUUUCCCGGUAAAAUUCAAGGAGGAAUGUUACGACUUGCAAAAGUUCUUGCGCGACCACCCGGGCGGGGUGAACACCCUUCAAAUGUACAAAGGGAAGUCUAUUUUGCAAGCGAUGCAAAAAUUCGGGCACAGCACCAGUGCAUAUCACUUGAUGAAGGAUUUAAAAGUGGACGGUGAUGUGUUGAAAGACGUGAAUUUAACAGGGGGUGUCAGUGAAAAUGGUAGGAUACUAACAAACGAGGACUCCAUGAGGGAUCCAGAAGAGAUUGAGUUUUUGGAAGAACUAGAGAGUCGUCUAGACUGGUCGAAGCCUUUGCUGUGCCAGCUCCACGCCAUAGCGCCGGACUACGAGAAAUGGGUUAACAGCGCGGUUUACCGGAAAUGUAGACUUUUCGCGAGCCCAUUGCUCGAGAGUCUAACAUAUACGCCAUGGUAUUUUGUUCCUAUGUUCUGGAUACCUGUAAUUUUAUAUCUUGGCUGGACGCAGUAUUACGAGCAAGUCGCUUGUGGAGAACAUUGCACAGAUGCGAAUAUCACAACAUUCCAGUACGUGUAUUAUAUUUCAUUAGGAGUGCUGUUGUGGACGAUACUGGAAUACUCGCUGCAUCGGUGGAUCUUUCACUUGGACCCGGGGUCGUCGCUCAUCAUGAUCAAACUGCAUUUCUUAAUACACGGCAUGCACCAUAAAGUUCCCUUUGAUGGUUUGCGCCAGGUGUUCCCCCCCAUACCGGCUCUAGGUAUAACCACAAUAAUAUACUCAGCACUUCGGCCGUUUCUGCCCUACCCAGUGCUAGUGCUGACCGGAGGACUCAUUGGCUACCUAACUUACGAUAUGAUACAUUAUUAUGUUCAUCACGGCUCGCCAAAAGACGGAACCUAUCUGUACGCAAUGAAGAGAUACCACUCGAACCACCAUUUCCUCAAUCACGACAAAGCAUACGGCAUAAGCUCGAAAAUGUGGGAUCAUGUAUUCAGGACAGUUGCACACGUUAAAAAAUUAAGUUUUAGUUUACGAUGGUAGGUAUAAUGUUUAUU